Messenger RNA from Scleropages formosus (Asian bonytongue), 1132 nucleotides. RefSeq lists its product as uncharacterized. The transcript has 8 exons. The record is from RefSeq and is a predicted model, not a curated record. Bases 74 to 1132 code for a protein of 352 amino acids. Lineage: Eukaryota; Metazoa; Chordata; Actinopteri; Osteoglossiformes; Osteoglossidae.
GUGAAAGUAAAAACACUGCAACUUUGCCUCAAAACAGCCAAGCGGUUCAGGAAAACUCGCAUCUUCUGUUAAGAUGGAACGCAAGAUAUACAACCUACUUGACCAAUUUAGACUGCAGAUGUACUAUAAGAAAUUUAUUGAAAUGGGAGUGAAAGAUGAACGAGAUUUUCUAGACAGUAUUGAUGAUGACACCUUGAACGCUGUUGGUUUAACUCAUGUGGAAAAGCGACGAUUUUCGAGCAUGCAGGCAAAAAUUCGUAAGCUGGGAAACUCAGCAGCCCUCUCAGGCUCUGCGAAGGUCUUGAAGAAACCAAGUGAAGCAUACCAUCUGAUGUACAGAUUUCCAAAAUGUCCAGAGACCAGAACGAUCAGCGAUCUUGAUCCAUCCCAGAAUACACUCGAGGAUCUGAUGCUACGAAUUCAUCAUCAGGAGACCAUUAGCAACGAUCUGGCUGUGUGUCUUUAUUCAGCUGAGGGUUUGCCCUUAACAGAUGACCCUUUCUUCAACACAUGGUGUUUGAAUGAAAGGCACAUUGAAAAUGGAGCUGAAAUUUAUGCCAUAUUCACACCUAAGGCAAACCUGCAGGUCCCAGUUUACACAAUCCCAGAUUCUGAUCUUGCUGAUGGAGAUGAUAAUGUUCGAUGCCACAUCAUGCUUAAGGGGGACUUUGAAGUGAACGUUGACCUGACCACAGACACACUGCGACAUCUGAGAAACAAGCUGUCGCACGAAAGUGGAAUACCUGCACGGGUCCUGCAUUUUAAAAAUAUUACAGAAGGAUUCACAGAAGUCUUGGAGAAAGCUGGCAUCAAUAGCCAGUCAGUUGUACAAUUUUACCUGUCAUCAUCUGAAGCAGACACACCAGAUUUCCAAACGUUCUUCACAAGUGAUGUUCGUCCUUCAAUACAACAGUCACAGAAGGGGAUGAGUGUUUUCUUCUCAACAUUACUUGCCAUUAACAUGAAGCAGUCUGGAGAAGGAUUUAAAAAAGUGCUGGGCUACGUACGACACCUCACUGGCUGUAAUGCUUUGGCUCAAAGUUUGCAUCAUCUUAUGGUCAGGAAAGAAACUCUUACAAGAAUUCAAAAGGUGAUGUAUACCCAUAAUCGGGACAGAACUUUUCAGAGAUAG